AUGUCAAGCCCUCAAGCGAGUAAUAUAACGAGAAGGUUCUCUGAGCCUGACUCAAGGCUAUCAUUUGCUGAAGCUACUGGAUUGGAUACAAGCUUUAAUGACCCUGUCAUAGAAUCAAGUCUUGCACUCUGUAAAUUUAGUGAGGCAAUUGCUCAACGCAUUGAAGGCAAGGCAUUUGUUCGUCGAGGAGCUUUACGUCAAAAGAAUGUUCAUGAAAUCAAGUAA
Molecule: messenger RNA, 225 nt
Organism: Auanema sp. JU1783
Lineage: Eukaryota; Metazoa; Nematoda; Chromadorea; Rhabditida; Rhabditidae
Source: the annotation of a GenBank genome assembly